CUAAACUCACCAACCACGUCCGCGAGUCGGGCAUUAUCGGCCAGUUCGUCGUGGUGGCAGGUGCUUUCGCUGCGUGUCGUCGGUUUCUUCGGACUCACGUCGUCCUAGCGGCGUCCGAAAAUGCGGUCUCCCUGCGCGUUCGUUGCACUCCUAGCAUUCGCCGUGGCCACGGCGGAGGUCUACUUGGACGAGAAGUUCAGCGAUGAUUCAUGGGAAAAGAAUUGGGUCUAUUCCGAACAUCCUGGCAAGGAAUUUGGAAAAUUCGUCUUAAGCUACGGAAAGUUCUGGAACGAUCAAGAAAAUGAUAAAGGUAUCCAGACGUCGCAAGAUGCAAGGUUUUAUGCUCUCAGUAGGAAAUUUACUCCGUUUAGCAAUAAAGAUAAGACCCUAGUUAUUCAAUUUACCGUGAAGCAUGAACAGAACAUUGAUUGCGGCGGUGGAUAUGUUAAAGUAUUCGAUUGUUCUCUCGACCAGAAAGAUAUGCACGGUGAAAGCCCAUAUGAGAUUAUGUUUGGGCCGGAUAUUUGUGGACCUGGAACCAAGAAGGUUCACGUCAUCUUUAGCUACAAAGGAAAGAACCUUUUAAUCAAUAAGGAUAUUCGUUGUAAAGACGACAUUUAUACGCAUUUGUACACUUUAAUUGUCAAACCCGAUAACACCUACAAGGUGCUUAUUGAUAACGAGGAAGUUGAAUCCGGUGAGUUGGAAGCAGAUUGGAGCUUCCUACCUCCGAAAAAGAUUAAAGACCCAUCUCAGACCAAGCCCGCCGACUGGGACGACAAACCCAGCAUCGACGAUCCAAAUGAUAAGAAGCCUGAGGACUGGGACAAGCCCGAGCACAUUGCCGAUCCUGAAGCGGUUAAACCCGAGGAUUGGGAUGAUGAGAUGGAUGGCGAAUGGGAAGCGCCUAUGAUCGACAAUCCCGAUUAUAAGGGUGAAUGGAAACCGAAACAAAUCGAGAAUCCUAACUACAAGGGACCAUGGAUUCAUCCUGAGAUCGAUAACCCUGAAUACACGCCCGAUCCUGAACUAUACAAGCGCGAUGAGAUCUGCGCUAUCGGUUUUGACCUCUGGCAAGUUAAAUCCGGUACGAUUUUCGAUAGCGUCCUAAUCACGGACGAUCCGGAGGUCGCACGCAAAUUUGGAGAAGAAGUCUGGAAACCUACCUUUGAAGGUGAGAAGAAGAUGAAAGAGGCGCAGGAUGAGGAGGAGAGGAAACAAAGAGAUGCGGAAGCUAAGGAAAACGAAGAUAAUAAGGACGACGAGGACGACGAAGACGCGGACGAAGAAGAGCAAACUCAACCAGAAACCGAUGAUCAUGACGAAUUGUAAAUAAGUGUGUCGCGUGUGGACAUAAACACACAGACUGUAUUCCAGGAGCUACGUGGUCGCGACACGCACUAAAUCCUCCCACAGGCACAAAAUUGUAAUUAAUCUAGACACACAAUAGCAAAAGAGCAGGAUAAUAUCCUCAUCGAUGACGUCGCCCGCUGCAUCGUUCACGAGAAACAUAUUAAAUUCUAUUUUAAGCUUUCGAACCAAGUUUCGCCCGGUUUUCUCAACAUUUCGCUAGUGUUUUGGCCUUGGUAUCACAGCGCCUAAAACAUUUUUAAUCGCCCAGAAACUUUCGAGUGAGUUUAUUAUCCUGAAAUAUUACACGCUUAGAUCAAGUGAUCGGCAUUUCUGCGAAGUGUGUGCUACGGAAUACGGAAGAAUAAAUAGAAAAUAGAAAAAAAGAAAAAAGAAGUAUAGAGAAGAGAGAGAAACGAGAAGAGAGUCGUCUAGCCCGUGUCCACCAUCGGCGCAGCUCCACAAAGACUCUAAGUUGUUCCGUUUUUGUUUGUCAAGUGUUUUUAUAUACAUUAAAAGGUAAUUGAGAUGUAAUUUAAAUAACACGAUGCUAUAUUAUAUAUAAUAUAUACAUUAUUUCAAUUUCCGUACAAUGUACGCAUAAUUCAAAGAAAAAGAAAACUCGCUCCAGUUAUAAAAAAAAAGGGAAAAACGCAAGAAUGAUAGAUGUGUGCAAAUGUGAUUGAGUGAUAAUAACUGGUAUGAUUAUGUAUCAGAGGCAGUUCAAUAAUCGUGUAAUAAAAUAAAUAAGACUUUUCUAGAUGUG
This is a messenger RNA of Solenopsis invicta (red fire ant), 2116 nucleotides long. It is a transcript of the gene Calr, whose product is annotated as calreticulin. The coding region runs from base 121 to 1332 and encodes 403 amino acids. Lineage: Eukaryota; Metazoa; Arthropoda; Insecta; Hymenoptera; Formicidae. Gene Ontology annotation, cellular component: endoplasmic reticulum; endoplasmic reticulum membrane. The record is from RefSeq and is a predicted model, not a curated record. The transcript is spliced from 8 exons. Gene Ontology annotation, biological process: protein folding. Gene Ontology annotation, molecular function: calcium ion binding.